AUGACGGACGAAACGGGAUUUUUAUACCUUUUGAAUGACGACGGGAACAAAAAUAUUUUCACAAACGGUUUACCCGUUAAAGAUGGCGCCGAAUGUAAAAAUUACGAAAAAAUUUUUUUAAACGUUAAUAAUCCGCCGUCGGAUUCGACGUUUCCGUCGAAAUCCGCGUCGGAUUUAACCAUUGAAAUAACAAACAAUUACCUUAAAUUUCAAAUUUCCGGUUGCGAACCGGGAGAAGUCGGAUUGAGGAACGACGAAGUUUCCGGUAUACAAAAAUUAUCCGUCGCAUUCGUUAAAUUAUUGGACAAAUCGAAAUUUUCAACUCAGGAAGAUGCCGAAGUUUUAGAUUGGAAAGACGUGAAUCCGAUUUUCGUUUUGACGUCAUCCGGUCUCACGAUACGUUUCGUCAAAGAACCCAAAUAUUCCGAUACCGUUCAUAGAGUAAAAAAACAUUUCGACAAUUGGAAUUUUCUAACGGAUUUUGCAAACGGAGUUUUUGAAAAAAAAUUAAAAGAUUUAAAAGUCGAUGACGUCAUUGGUAAUUCCGAUGAUUUACCACUUCCGGAUAUUUCCUCCUCCUCCUCCUCCUCAUCGACCGGCGGUAACAGGAAAGAAUUUGAAAAUUUUUUAUUUACCAUAUGGAAAAUUAUGAAAAUAUCCGUUAAUUACGCUGAAAAUAAUUUUUACCGAUGGUCGAAUGCGAAUUCGGCCGCGACGACGACGACUACGACAACACCGGAAGUCGAAGAAAACGCGGAAGUCGGACGUUCGAAUGAAGAUUCGUCGUUAUCAUCAUCAUCACCUUCGGAAUCGUUAUCGUUAUCAUCGGAAACGUCUCUUCCGUUGACUUCCGUUGUAAGGACGGAAAAUGAAGAAGAACAACAACGAAACGACAGAAUCAUUCCACGCUAA
This is a messenger RNA of Pediculus humanus corporis (human body louse), 912 nucleotides long. RefSeq lists its product as uncharacterized. Lineage: Eukaryota; Metazoa; Arthropoda; Insecta; Psocodea; Pediculidae. The record is from RefSeq and is a predicted model, not a curated record. The transcript is spliced from 2 exons. The coding region runs from base 1 to 912 and encodes 303 amino acids.